Molecule: messenger RNA, 2599 nt
Organism: Rana temporaria (common frog)
Lineage: Eukaryota; Metazoa; Chordata; Amphibia; Anura; Ranidae
Product: myoneurin-like
Exons: 7
Coding region: 293-2113 (606 amino acids)
Biological process (GO): negative regulation of transcription by RNA polymerase II; regulation of cytokine production; regulation of immune system process
Molecular function (GO): protein binding
Source: RefSeq, a predicted model, not a curated record
AACAGAGAAGCAAAGUCUGUUUUUUUUUAUUUAUUUUUUUGGAAUGACAUCAUUGUUUCUGGGGCGAAAGCGAGGCUGCAAUGAACGGCGAGCGGAGGACUUAGCAUUGACGUAGUGGACAGAGGAUGGACCACAGAUAUAAAACUAUCCUAAAAUUGUCAAACGCCAGAGAGAGGCCGCAGGACUGAAGUGAACGGAAGAUAGGAGAGCGGGAGCACCAAAGAGGAUUAUUGUUUUCAGUUUGAUGAAUGCCUCAGUAAGCUGUUUGCAUUACUGCUAAAUAGAAAGCAAGAUGGAUUCAAUGUCUCCAGAAGCCCAUGGUUGGUCUGUCCUCCAAAAACUGAAUGAACAGAAAUCAAUGGGUCUUUUCUGUGAUGUCUCCUUGAUGGUGGAGGGUAAAAUAUUCUUAGCUCACAAAAAUGUCCUAUCGGCUUGCAGUGAAUACUUCUACGCAGCUUUAAAAAGAAAUGAGCAGCAACAGUUUUUGGUACUUGACAAUGUUAGCCUGGAGGGAUUUAGUCACCUUCUUGAUUUUAUAUACACUUAUAAGAUUCCAACUUGUCACGUACAAGACUUUAUGCAGGCUGGCCAUCAACUACAAGUUAGUCUUCCACUGACUAGUCAGGUGGUCUCAAUUUCCAGCAGCCCACCAAACAAUAAUACUAAGGAGGAAAUCUGUAUUCCUGAUGAUGAUUAUGAGGUACACGAUCAGGAGUCAGCGCUGGCAGAGGUGGACAGCCCAUCUUUAAGAAGCCAUCACAAUGAUAAUCCCUCAAACAUCAACAACAGAGUCUUUAGUGAGGACAGAAGAAGGUUUGAGCCAAUGGGCCAGCUUAAAGACAAAGCCAGGAUGCACAAAAGACCUUCCUUUUAUAAGGAAACAUUUGCAAUGCAAAACCCUGGGUUUUUCCAAAACAAACAAUCUGCUAAAAGUGGAAGGCUGGGUAGAGCAAGUCCUGUGGAUGAACCUCCUGAUAACUCAUUUCUCAUUCCUAGUUUUACCAGGCAAAUACCUAUUACAAUUCACAACGAUGGUUCUUCAGAAGAAGCAGAUGAUGACACUGCAGAAAUCUGCAUUAAUCUGUGCGAUGAGCCAGACACUCCAGAUAGUUUAGAGCCCAUUGCGCUCAAUGACUUGAGAUUACAUGAAGAGUCCAUUAAGCCUAAGAUUUACACCACCAUUGUUGGCUUACAGGGGGGUGGUGUGGUGGAGAGAGUGGAUGGCGACGAAAAUGCUGCUGAUGUUGUACACAGGUGUGAUAGGUGUGAGCUGCUGUUGCCAUAUCCAGAAUUUCUUAAUCACCAAGAUGAUCCAGGAAUACACCUUCUCCACUGCAGCUUGUGUGAUAAACAAUUCAACUACAGUUGUCAAUUGGCUUUACACCAGUCAACCCAGCAUGAAAAGAAGUUUUACCAGUGCAGUCAGUGUGGGAAAGAACUGAGUACAGUGAAAAAGCUACACGAUCACAUCGCAUACCAUUCUGAAGCCAGGCCUCACAAAUGCCAUCUGUGUGACAAAGCCUAUAAAGUGAAAAGUGAUCUUACCCAGCAUGUCAGAGUAAAACACAUAGAAGCCGCUACAGGAAAACCGCCUUUACUCCAGUUGUGCGAGUUUUGUGGCCAAGCAGUAAAGCACUAUAAAAGUCAUAAAAUAUUUUGCAGUGGAGUGAAGAAGUUUAAGUGUGACUUCUGUGUUCAGUCUUUCCACCGGAUUUCAGAACUCAAGAGGCAUACGUGGACUCAUACUGGGGAACUUCCAUAUCGUUGCAAAAUCUGUGGGAAAGGCUGCAGGCAUCCGAGUAACAUGAAGAAACACAUUCGUACAGUUCACAAAGCAGACAUGCGAGUGCAGAUCAAUAGAGAACAUGCGUCUCCCAGAUUCUGCAAGAACAGGAGGCCAGCUUCUAAAUUUUCAAGUCAAGUGCAAAUGCUACCUCCUGACCACUCCAUUCCAGUAUCCGGAAUAACUGGAGAUCAAGUGAUCCAAACAGACUCUGUGUCACCGUUAUCUCUUUCCUACAUCUCCAUCUUUACUGGUGAUGAACAAUCGGCCAAUGAUUUCCCCCCAUACGACUCACAGAGUGCAUCAUCCGAUACUGUCAGAUCAUUGUAACAAAGACUUUCAUUUUAAAUGAAAUGUGAUUUAUCAUUAUGGUACAUGGUUAUAAGACUAAUGUCAAUGAAAGUGGUUCUAAAGUCAAAACAUUUUUUUUUACCUUAAAGUGAUUUUAAACAUAUAUUUUUGAAAAUAAUAUACAUGUCAUACUUACCUGCUCUGUGCAAUAGUUUUGCACAGAGCAGCCCUGAUCCUCGUUUUUGAGUCCCCCGCUGGCGCUCCGAGCUUCUCCCCCUGUUGAGUGUCCCCAUGCAGGCCUAAUCCCAAGCUGCACUGUGUGUGUCCACUGACACACACAGCGUGUCUUGGUCCCGACCCCUGCUCCCUUAUCACUGGCUGUGAUUGACAGCCGCAAGAUCGAGUGGCUCCCGCUGCUAUCUCCAUGUCCAAGUAUAAGGGGAGCCUGGGGUGGAGCUGCACACAGGUUUUUUUACCUUAAUACAGGGAAUGCAUUAAAACGGGGGUUCACCUGAAUUUUUUUUU